Musa acuminata subsp. malaccensis (wild Malaysian banana) is the source of this 835-nucleotide messenger RNA. RefSeq lists its product as uncharacterized. The record is from RefSeq and is a predicted model, not a curated record. Lineage: Eukaryota; Viridiplantae; Streptophyta; Magnoliopsida; Zingiberales; Musaceae.
CGUGGCCUACGCCGUGGCCUCUGCACAUCUUUCUCUCUCUCUCUCUCUCGAGACCUUUCCCUUUUCCGAUCCUGCAAUGGCUGCCACCGGCCCCGCCGCCGCUGCCCUCUUACUCGCCGUGCUCUCCCUCUUCUCCGCCUACGCCGACGCCCGUCCCGGCGUCCCGUUCCACCCCUGCAACACCGUGUUCGUUACCUACACCAUCACUACCACCGCCUCCGACGACGACGCCCUCCCCGGCCUCCACCGAACCUCCGGGUUCGUCUCCGUGUACCGCAUCAUCGCCCCGAUACUCACCUUCCACCACGACCCCCGCCCCGCGAUGAUCCCCCGGCCGGUGCUCCUCCGUCGCCGCGAGGUCGCCUCCGCUGAGCCCGCUGCGCUCGGGUUCAGCUCCCUCCAGGAUCGCGCCAAGGACAUCCUCGUGGUCGUCGUCGGCCUCCUCUUCGGGGUCGGGUGCGGCGCCCUCACCGCCGCCACCAUGUGCCUGGCCUGGUCCCUCGUCACCCACCGGCACGAGAUCUGCGGGUCCGAUGAGUACAGCGACGACGAGGAGGGUGCCGACGAGAGCCCCAAGAAGGCGGGCUACGUCAAGAUCCCGGCAGCUGACCCGGUCCUCGUCAAAGAAGGGUAUGAGGGGAAUUAGGGUUAGCGCUUUACGAACCGCGGGCGAGCGAUACGUAUAUAUAUAUAUAGCGGACAUGCGCUUCUGUGAAUCUAUGAUGUCUGUUUGGCUCUAAUACCGUCUGUCUAAUUGACUUUUGGAAUCUAUUUGUAUUGUGUUUACCUCGAUGUUAUUGUUCCUAGUGCAUCUUCUUGCUGAUUUCAUGCCUUA